AUGUAUAAUGUACUUUCUGAUGUUAUUCUUGUUGUACUGAAACUUUGGGAUAUAGAGGUUCUUUCUUCAAUGGAGGAUGCUAAUAAUACCUUUCUAUCAUCAAAGAAAACGGGUGCUGAACGGGAGCUCAGCCGAGACACCCCUCUCCACGACGAGGUUAAUCCGAAAGCCGCAUACUCUUUGGCUGAUCCUGAAGAGCAUCCUAGUUUGAAGAUUGGCAUGAUGCACUUGCUGUUGAAUCUAAAGAUGCAGAAACAAGGUGAUUUCAUGGCGGAGCUUUCUGAAUUAAAAUGA
This is a messenger RNA of Lathyrus sativus (Indian pea), 294 nucleotides long. Lineage: Eukaryota; Viridiplantae; Streptophyta; Magnoliopsida; Fabales; Fabaceae. The record is from the annotation of a GenBank genome assembly.